AUGGAUUUGGCUGCUGACUUUAGUCCUUACCGCGCCGAUGGCAAGCUUCACGGCUUCGUCUGUGUUGUAACUGGCGCCGCACAGCCCGUCGGACAGGCCAUUAUUGAAGAGCUGGCAGGUAUGGCCCCAACCAUUGCAUGCGAUUGUAAGGAGUAUACUCAGGGAACGAAUAGCACAUGGUGCCGCUUCUAUAUACGGUAA
Colletotrichum higginsianum IMI 349063 is the source of this 201-nucleotide messenger RNA. Its product is annotated as 3-oxoacyl-(Acyl-carrier-protein) reductase. Lineage: Eukaryota; Fungi; Ascomycota; Sordariomycetes; Glomerellales; Glomerellaceae. The coding region runs from base 1 to 201 and encodes 66 amino acids. The record is from RefSeq and is a predicted model, not a curated record. The transcript is spliced from 2 exons.